CAUGCACCAAAGUAAAUAUUGAAUAUCGAUUGGAACCGAAGAAGCCUAAUUGGGAAAAAUUCGCGAUGUCAGAAACACCUUCGGCAAAAAAUCAAGAAAAAUCCAAAAUCAGUCCGGCUUGGGAGUUCUUUAAAAAAAUUGACGGGAACAAUGUACAAUGUAAAUUAUGUUUGCAUAUUCUAAGUUUUUGCCGCAACACGAGCAACAUGCUCAAUCAUUUGACAUUCAAGCAUAAAAAUUUGGCCAUCUCCACUGUUAAUGAAAGACCGGCCCUAGUUCUAAAUCAAGGACGAAAAAGAACAGCAUCACAAGAAUUGAUACUACUCCCAAAAUGGGUCCACGGCAACAAACUAUUACAUCGGCUUUCGAUCGUCCUUUUUCAUACGGAGCUGGCGGUACCAAAGGAAAAGAAAUAACAACUUGUGUCAUGUACAUGGUGUGUACGGAUAACAUGCCUCUUUGUACAGUAGACAAGAAAGGAUUUCGUCAACUAAUGAAAACUGUAUGCCCACUAUAUAAUGUGCCGCACGAGACACAGUUUCGCGAGAUCCUGAAAAAUAAAUUUAUAAAAAGCAAAGAAAUUGUCAGAAACCGCCUCCGAUCGAUCACAAGCAUCUGUCUAACGACAGAUGUUUGGACCGAAAUGUUAAACGUCAGAAGCUACUUGGGGAUCACUGGGCAUUUUAUUCAUGAUUCUCAACUACACUCCGUUUUGCUAGGAGUUGUUGAAUGCAAACAAUCGAAAACAUCAGAAUACAUUGCGAAUCUGUUGCGGGUUUGCUGCGACGAUUGGGGUAUUAAAAACGAAACAAUUUCUUGUGUAACGACCGAACUCGGUGCAAACAUACAAGCAAAGCAGUCCCCUUGUACAAAGAAGCAUACGCAGCUCGGAUGGAGCCGGUCAUAGAAGAGGAUAGCGACGAUGAACUGGAUGGUGUUGAGGAUCAUUGUACGAUAGAGGUUUCCAUUACAC
Messenger RNA from Toxorhynchites rutilus septentrionalis, 973 nucleotides. RefSeq lists its product as uncharacterized. The record is from RefSeq and is a predicted model, not a curated record. NCBI's taxonomy places the organism in Eukaryota, Metazoa, Arthropoda, Insecta, Diptera, Culicidae. The transcript is spliced from 4 exons. Bases 332 to 907 code for a protein of 191 amino acids.